This is a messenger RNA of Trematomus bernacchii (emerald rockcod), 1539 nucleotides long. RefSeq names its product connexin 32.3 (gene gja13.1). Lineage: Eukaryota; Metazoa; Chordata; Actinopteri; Perciformes; Nototheniidae. The coding region runs from base 117 to 989 and encodes 290 amino acids. The transcript has 2 exons. Gene Ontology annotation, biological process: cell communication. Gene Ontology annotation, cellular component: connexin complex. The record is from RefSeq and is a predicted model, not a curated record.
GUCCUCACCCAGCUCAAAACUCCAAGGUCCAACUCUAAAGUUAACUAUCUGUCCCAAACGCAGACAGUCCUCUCCGACAGGUCGCCAGAUUAGUAACUGAUCAUCACAAAAUAAAGAUGGGAGACUGGGGAUUCCUGUCGACUUUGCUGGACAAGGUCCAGUCCCACUCCACGGUCAUCGGGAAGAUCUGGAUGAGCGUCCUCUUCCUGUUCAGGAUCAUGGUCCUGGGAGCGGGAGCUGAGAACGUUUGGGGGGACGAGCAAUCGGGCUUCCUCUGCAACACUCAGCAACCUGGUUGUGAGAACGUCUGCUACGAUUGGAUCUUCCCCAUCUCGCACAUUCGCUUCUGGGUCAUGCAGAUCAUCUUCGUCUCAACGCCAACACUGGUCUACCUGGGCCACGCCGUGCACGUCAUCCACCAGGAGAAGAAAAUGAGGGAGCGCAUGUUGAGCCCUGGGGGGUCCCGACUGAACAAAAUGCCCAAAUACACGGACGAAAAGGGGAAGGUGACGAUCAAGGGGAACCUUCUGGGGAGCUACCUCACGCAACUGAUCGUCAAGAUCAUCAUCGAGAGUGCCUUCAUUAUAGGCCAGUACUACCUGUACGGCUUCAUCAUGGUGCCCAUGUUCCCCUGCUCCAAGAAGCCCUGCCCCUUCACCGUGGAGUGCUACAUGUCCCGCCCCACGGAGAAGACCAUCUUCAUCAUCUUCAUGCUGGUGGUGGCCUGCAUCUCCCUGCUGCUCAACUUCAUCGAGGUGUUCUACCUGCUCUGCACCAGGAUCAGGUGCGGCUCCAGGCGUCACACUCACAAGAUCACCUCAGCGGAAAACCCUGCCAGCCUGUCGAGUCCAAAAUGGCCGAACACAGAAGACCCACUGAGGCAGAACAAGAUGAACAUCGAGAUGGAGAACAGCCAGAGGAUGGGGGGGAGUCUGGGGGGAAGUCUGGAUGGAGCCAAAGAGGAGAAACGGCUGCUGAGUGGACAUUAAAAAACAUUAUGAUGCAUUAAAUGCUUGUUUUUUGGUUUCUGGUUCCUUUUUCAGAUACAUCUAAAAGACUCAAGUACAAUAGGGUGUACACAUCAUGACACAACAACAACAAGGAAAAGCACGUUUAAUGUGUAGUUAAGAAAUGUUCUUGCUGAGUAAAGUCUGCAUAAAUCUGUCCACCCAUCUUUUGUAGGGGCGCUUUGUUAGAAUUUUACAUAUUUUUUAUUAUUUAACAGGAAAUCUAAUGAUGGAAAGUGUGCAAUGUUGAUGUCUUUAUGCUCUUACAGUAGAUACCCACUUGUUAAUCUGUUAGUGAGCAGAGUUUUGUCCUUGCCUAGUUUUGAAUGUGUCCUGUAAGUUAUUGCCAUGUAUCCAAAACGAAUAAUUUGCUCACUGAUAAACAAUGAUUAUGAUGUCGAUGAUUGUGGUGAAAAAGUGUUUUUCCACUGUAUGGCUGAAACAUGUUUAUGUGCUCUGUUGUUUUUAAUAAAUUAUUGAGGUUGGAUUGAAGAAAAACUGUUUCAUGACUGAAUAAAUGAUGUUCAGAUGA